AUGCCGUCUGUAGUGCCCACCGCCUUCUCCCAAAUCUCUAUUCGAUACACCGGUACCAAUCAUGAAUCGGGCUCGCCGGUGACUCAUUUGAUUUUACUCAUCUUCGAGGCGGUAAUGGAAGUAGUUUUUGUCUCUCUACCCGGAUAUAUUCUAGCACGUCAGGGCUUAUUCAAUGCGGAAAAUCAAAAGUUUCUGGCCAAUCUAAAUGUUGCACUUUUUACACCUUGUCUUAGUGAGAAGCAGUUCUGUGAUUAUCCUCUAACUGCAAACAAGCUUCUAGAUCUGGCCGUUAUUCCGGUCAUCUUCAUAAUCCAGACAGCUUUCGCUUAUAUGGGCUCAGUUGCAGUAUCAAAAUUGAUGAGGCUGGAAAAGAGACCAACUAAUUUCGUCACAGCCAUGGGUAUUUUUGGAAACUCAAAUUCACUCCCGAUCUCUCUCGUUGUAUCGUUGUCACAGACGUUAAAGGGCCUACAUUGGGACAAAGUUCCAGAUGAUACCGAUGAACAGGUCGCAGCUCGUGGUAUACUAUAUCUCCUGAUUUUUCAACAGCUGGGUCAACUACUACGUUGGAGUUGGGGAUACCAUGUCCUCCUUGCACCACCGGAAAAAUUUGAAGAGCCACACGUUGACGUGGAGCAAGGAGAUUACAGAGAUAGCCCCGAUCUAAUUCCGACGCUACAUGAAAACUCCGAUAUGACUCGGCAUAACUCAUCAUCUGCAUCGUUUCGAUCGGGAGAUAGAACUCCCGUCACUAGAGUCAUCUGCUCCGGCCCAAAUAGUAGUGAAGAGGAUCCAAUUAAACAUCCAAAACCUUAUCCUGUGCCUAUGGAGGGGAAACCAAUGUUCAACAAUUACAACAAUGGAGACAUUACAUCAUUUCCCAGCAUUCGCACACCAUCUCCUCGAGAAGACCGGCCCAUCGUCUCGGGUAUCAAAAAGAUUGUUCCAUGGACUAAGCUCUACAUUCAUCGUUUUAUGGGUGGUUUCAAGCACAAGAUGAGUUCUAUUUCGACAGCUAUUGUUGGCUACCUUCCAAAGCCUGUGCACAAUUUUCUCGUAAAGGCUGGCAAUGUGAUCAGCCGCUUUUGUGCUGGUACCUGGGAUUUUAUGAACCCACCUCUCUGGGCCAUGCUAGUCGCCAUCAUCGUUGCCUCAGUACCGUUUCUCCAAAAUUUAUUCUUUGCCAAGGGCUCUUUUAUUGCGAACUCCUUGACGCGAGCUGUCGCCCAGUCUGGUGGCGUGGCAGUUCCCUUAAUUCUCGUCGUACUCGGCGCUAAUUUAGCGCGCAACACCCUUCCGGCAAGUUCUCGUGACUCCAACAGUGAGGAAAAUCAGAUCUCUAAGCGAUUACUUAUUGCUUCUCUGAUUUCGCGUAUGGUGCUACCCACGCUAAUAAUGGCGCCUCUCUUGGCCGUGAUGGCCAAAUUCAUUCCCAUCAGCAUUGUGGCAGAUCCAAUUUUUUUGAUUGUUUGCUUUUUACUCACAGGUGCGCCUAGUGCGUUGCAGCUGGCUCAGAUUUGUCAGAUUAAUGGUGUCUACGAGGGGGUAAUGAGUAAAUUGCUUUUUCAGAGCUAUGUCAUCUGGAUUCUGCCAUCUACGCUAAUACUCGUGAUGAUCGCCUUGGAAGUAGUGAAGUGGGCUGGUAUCUCCACUUUAAAUUAA
Molecule: messenger RNA, 1662 nt
Organism: Blumeria graminis f. sp. triticale
Lineage: Eukaryota; Fungi; Ascomycota; Leotiomycetes; Helotiales; Erysiphaceae
Source: the annotation of a GenBank genome assembly